AUGUCCUCCCAGGUCCAGGCAGUCGUCCUUAUAGACCCUUUGAACGAUUUCCUCCAUCCAAAUGGCAAACUCUACCCUCGCGUCGAAGAGAGCCUGACCAAGACCAACACCAUUGAGAAUCUGCGCAGACUUUUGCACGGGGCGCGUAAGGCCGGUAUCCCCAUCUACUACGGCCUGCACCAGAAAUACGUCGAGGGCAACUACAACGGCUGGAAGCAUUUGAAGUCGGUCCACAAGCUGACGUUGGAGGCCCAUCUUUUUGAGGGCUGGGGUGGCGAUAUCCUAGCAGGGUUGGAGCCGGUGCCCAGCAAUGGAGAUGUCGUCGCCACCAGGCACUUGAACAGCAAUUCGUUCAAAAACACCGAUCUCGACUACCAAUUGCGUCAAGGCGGCAGGGAGCAUCUCAUCUUCGUUGGUAUGGCGACGAACACCUGCGUUGAAGCGACUGCUCGCGACGCUGCUGAAUCGGGGUACAAGGUCACUUUAAUCACCGAUGCCACGGCCGGCUUCAGCCAGGAACUAAAAGAAGCUGCGACAAAUCUGACUUGGCCGACGCUAUAUAUGGAAGAGGUCAUCAGCACGGACGAAUGGCUCGCGACUCUGGGCGAGAAGGCAGCGCUCUAG
Molecule: messenger RNA, 624 nt
Organism: Cladophialophora carrionii CBS 160.54
Lineage: Eukaryota; Fungi; Ascomycota; Eurotiomycetes; Chaetothyriales; Herpotrichiellaceae
Exons: 4
Coding region: 1-624 (207 amino acids)
Source: RefSeq, a predicted model, not a curated record